CGUCCGUACAAGUGCCAUCUUCCGGAUUGCGGGCGGGCAUUCAUUCAAUUAUCGAAUUUGCAGCAACACCUUCGAAAUCACGACGCCCAGGUGGAACGGGCGAAGAACCGGCCGUUUCAUUGCAACAUCUGCGGCAAAGGCUUCGCCACAGAAUCCAGCCUUCGUACCCACACGUCGAAGGUCAGUCAUGAGUUGCAACAGCGUGUUGUGUUCCAGCAACACGCCGCCCUGAUCGGCGGCCCGAAUGCAACCAGCUGUCCCGUCUGCCACAAACUCUUCCUCGGUGGCGAAGCUCUUAUGGAGCAUAUGAAGCACACCCACAAGGAUCCGAAUGCCUCCGGCGUUGCCACGAAGCGACGGACCGCCAACCACCCGUGUCCAGUGUGCGGAAAACACUACGUCAACGAGGGUAGUCUUAGGAAACACCUGGCCUGCCAUCCUGAGACCAGUCAACUUAGCACAAGCCUCAGGAUGUGGCCGUGCUCGGUGUGCCAAGCCGUCUUCACUCAUGAGAGCGGUUUAUUGAAUCACAUGGAGCACAUGAGAAUGGACCCGAAGCAUCAGUUCGCGGCGCAAUACGUUUUAAGUCGCGCCGCCGCUGAGAGGCGGGAGAGAGAAAUCCUCGCAUCUUCGAGUCUAGGUGCGGGAUUGGGUGUAUUGGGUAGCCAAUCAGGCGGACCACAAAAUUUGCAACAACCACCUAUGUGCCCUUCGCCGUCGGCUCAUUCGGACAGCAGCAGUGGAAAUGGAAGAUUAUCGUCGGCCGGUAGUGAACCUGACUUUUGCGCAGGUACCGGUCUGCUGAAUAACAAUAACAAUAAUAACAACAACAAUAUGGCGUCGCCGGGACCGAGUGGCAACAAGUUGAGCGAAAUGCUACGAGCAGGGAGUCAACCAGGGGCCGCGCAACAGUACCACGACGAGAUGCAGUCGCAACAACAACGUAUGGCAGUGAUGGCCGCCGCCGUGUCAGCGGGUUUGCAAAAUUCGGUAUCCCCGAAUCUGUCGCCGGUGGACAUGGCGUCCCUAGCGGCGGCAAUGAGGAUGGGAAACAACGGUGACAUGAGCGGUGGUGCGCAAGGAUCUACGGGACCGCAACAACAAGGAGUGCAAGCAACCGGACCAGAACAAACUCUGAGAAUGCACCAGGCGGAAGCGCUACUACGUUCUCAAGCUGAAGCCGCACUCAGGCUGGCAGUGUCGCAAGCGGCAGCAGCAGCAGCCAGUUCCGCGGUUGGCGGAGACGUAAGACAUCAUUUGGGACAGCAUAACGGAGGUAGUACCUCUGGCAUGCCGGGACAUCAUACAAACCAACAGAUGUCUCAACAAGACACCUUACCGCCUGAUAUCGGGGAAGCGCUGCGAUUACAAGAGCAGCGAUUAGAACAGGCCUUGAGGCUUCACGGUGAUCCUCGAGCCUUAAGUUUCACACUCCAGCACGUCGUCAAUCAACAGAACAAUCAGCAACCAUGAAAAUUCAGUUACUACUGAGACGAGUGGACCCCUUGGACGUCGGAUCAGACGGGCCUGCAGCAAGUUGAAAGACUCAAUCAGCAACCUCUUCAAGGCGCUGAACGUCCAAUAACUCUCAACGAGCAGCAACAGCAAGGUUCGUCUGGCAUCGGUCUUCAUCCUCAUCAACAACAGCAGCAGCAGCAGCAGCAGCAGCAGC
Eufriesea mexicana is the source of this 1672-nucleotide messenger RNA. RefSeq names its product zinc finger protein datilografo (gene dati). Bases 298 to 1473 code for a protein of 391 amino acids. Lineage: Eukaryota; Metazoa; Arthropoda; Insecta; Hymenoptera; Apidae. The transcript is spliced from 9 exons. The record is from RefSeq and is a predicted model, not a curated record.